CCGACACACGAUUCGCGUCGCGCGCAAGCCAGUUUUCCCGCGCGAAUUUAAAAAGCGCGUGUUCCAAAUUCAAAUUGCAAGUUCCUUUCGAUCGUUCCGCGGUACACAACAUGCCUAAAAAGAAAUAAAAUAGUUGAAAUUAAGUCGCGUUUUUAGUUAUUUUAUAAAUUAUUUCAAAACAUGUGCUAAAUUAUUGUGAAUUCGUGUUAAUGACAUUUGUUUAAGUGGCGUAUUCGCGUGUAAAAAUCUGUGAUAGUACAUUGCUGUGAAACUUUGUACCCAGUGCAUAACUUUAACCGUUCGGUUGUAUUCCAGUUUCGUGAAAUCAAAUUUCGCGAAGCGUUCGAUAAUUUUUCUUUAUGAUAGGUCCAUAUAUGAAGUGUCAACAUUUCUACCCCAAACAUUAUGAUUUACAAAUGGAUAUUAUGAUAAGAGUGAAGUGUUGCCAAGAAACUAAAAACCCAAAGUGACGAAGUGCCAUUUGGUGUCUGUAGUGCUACGUUCCGCUGCUCACUUACCUGUUUAUCAAAUCGUUACCAUGUCGGACAAGACUACAUCGUCGGUCGGCCCGAGAAGUUUCGAGACUAUUUCCGAGGAGGAUGGACAGGAUGGCUCGCCCUGGGACAAGUUGUUAGGAGACGAAAAGAGUACUGUUCCUAUUAUAAUUAAGACCGAAGCUUCGAGCACGACUUCUAGAAGCGGAGAGGAGGUUUCCCUACAUCCUCAGGCUAUCGACUUGGAGUCCAACAAGCUGACGCGCUCGAAGAGCCUGGUGCAUCAGAGGAGGAACAGCAGCGGGCUUCUGGCGGCUAUCCCGCGGCAGUUGAGGAACUCCUUCUCCUUGAGAGGGGUCCACAGCGAACCGUCCAGUGUCAAAGACGUGCCCACCACACGGAAUGACAGCUCCCUCAACCUUCUACUUAGAUACCGUCAAGCCCGUUAUGCAGCGAGGCGCGUGAGAAAGCGCGUCAUCUUCAAACACGGCGACUGCAACGUCGUGCAAUGGAACGUGGCCAAGCGCAGACGCCGGUACCUCCAGGACAUCUUCACGACCCUCGUGGACGCGCAGUGGCGUUGGACGCUGAUGGUGUUCGCGCUCUCCUUCAUCCUCUCCUGGUUGCUGUUCGCGCUCAUCUGGUGGCUCAUCAUAUUCACGCACGGAGACCUAAACCCCCCCGCCAACAACACCGAUCCCAUCAUCCCCUGCCUCAACAACGUCAACACCUUCACCGGCUGCUUCCUGUUCUCCGUAGAAACGCAACACACCAUCGGCUAUGGAUCCAGGACAACGAACGAGGAGUGCCCGGAGGCUAUCUUCGUUAUGUGCCUGCAGAGUAUUGUUGGAGUCUUCAUUCAAGCAUUUAUGGUGGGUCUAAUAUUCGCGAAGCUGGCUCGAGCCAAAAAGCGUAACACCACGCUCCUGUUCUCGAGGAACGCUGUCAUUUGUUUGAGAGACGGCGAAUUCUGUCUCCUAUUCAGAGUGGGUGACAUACGCAAGUCGCAUAUACUUGAAGCGCACAUCCGUGCUCAGAUUAUUCGGAAAAAGAUCACCAGAGAAGGCGAGGUGCUGCCGUUCUACCAGCAAGAAUUGAAAGUCGGUGCCGACGGGGAGGAGGACCGGCUCAUGUUCAUCUGGCCCAUGACCAUAGUACACAAGAUCAACGAGAAGUCGCCGCUCUACAAUCUGUCGGCUGCCGAUAUGCUUAGGGAGAGGUUCGAAAUCGUCGUGAUGUUAGAGGGUGUAAUCGAGUCUACGGGGAUGACCACGCAGGCUCGGAGCAGUUUCCUUCCGUCAGAAAUUCUGUGGGGGCACCGGUUCGAGACUAUGGUGACGUUCAGGAAGGAUACUGGAGAAUAUGAGGUCGACUACAACAGCUUCAACAACACCUACGACGUGGACACGCCGCUGUGCUCGGCGAAGCAACUCGACGAGCUGAGGGCGACGGUGUCUACUUCUCAGAAACUAGAUCGUUUGCUCGGCACCAUACCAAAGACCUUCUCCAACGACACCCUGGACCUCAGCUCCGUGGACUCCAUGUCCCUGGACGAGCAUAUAGAGAUCAAGAUCCCCGACGCGAGGGCCAAGGAGAACCGGCUGCUCGCCCAAAACAAUUUCGUACAAAACAUCAAUGAGAAAUCCAGAAACACCAGCCACAAUCACCUAGCCGUUGAGAACGGCCAAGAACUACCCAAGAAUCAGAAUCAUCACGAACAUGAAAGCAACAAAAAUGUAGAUGCGAAGGAAGAUCAUAUGCAUAGAAGCCAUAGUCACGCUAGUAUGAAAAAGGUCCAUGGCCUCACGCCAAACGGCAUCGGCCAUCACGGACAUGAAAACAAAAUCGACGAUAUCAACAGAAUAAAGAACCUAUGUCCGCAGAUCGCCAAGUGCGAACCAGCUGGCGGCGCCUCCCACCAUCCCCAUCCUUGUGACGGAGGCCGACGUCGCCUGACCUUCUCGAAGCCCGUGACUCCUGGGGUCCCCGGCACCCCCGGGACCCCUGCGACCCCCUCUGAGGCCGCACAACAGAGAACACCCACGCAGGGUUAAGAACAGAGUUCGCUU
Cydia splendana is the source of this 2563-nucleotide messenger RNA. Its product is annotated as G protein-activated inward rectifier potassium channel 3-like. Gene Ontology annotation, biological process: potassium ion import across plasma membrane; regulation of monoatomic ion transmembrane transport. The record is from RefSeq and is a predicted model, not a curated record. Lineage: Eukaryota; Metazoa; Arthropoda; Insecta; Lepidoptera; Tortricidae. Gene Ontology annotation, molecular function: inward rectifier potassium channel activity. The transcript has 9 exons. Gene Ontology annotation, cellular component: plasma membrane. Bases 539 to 2548 code for a protein of 669 amino acids.